CAUUCAGUCGCACCCGAUUCGUCGCCCAGUGAAGUCGCUUGAUAAUAUUCGGUAUACAUUUUUAUCGCCUAAUGUUUCGCGAUUGGUUGGUAAAUCUACUCUGUAUAUAUAAUAAUGCCACUUUAAAUGGAAAAUUAUCAAAAUAAUGAUUUUAUGAUGAAGUUUUAGACUUGAGCUGAUUGGAAUGGUUAUUUGAACACAAAACGUUUAUUUAUUUGCAUUUAAUCGGAUUCGAAUUAACUGAUGGUUUUAUCUUCUUAGUGUAAGGGUGGAAUAAACACAUACACUCGGUGUUCUACAUGUUCACAAUAAUAUCGAAUUGAUUCUCACCUGAAACUGAAUUGAUCUGUUUUUAUUAUCGUAAAACGUGUUUGAUGUAUAAAUUGUGUAAUAUAAAUUGAUAGUGGUGGUUCAAACUGGAGCUUAUAAUUGCAGAAAAUUAAAUGAUUUUGAUAUCAUUCGAAAUAAGUGUCUGAUUUUUCGAAUUGUUUUUCUUUCUCGAGCAAGAGAGAUGCGUUAAAUGUGUUUUCGAUUUCGGGAAAAGUUUUUUGUUUUUUCUUUUUUUUACGGUGAAUGGAAAUAAGGAAAAGUUUCAGCAAAUAAUUGUGAAAAAUUUAACAGCUUUAAAAUGUACGGAUUUGUAAAUUACGCCCUCGAACUUCUUGUUCUGAAACAUUUUGGCUUAAGUGUGUGGGAGCAAAUCAAAAAAAAAGCUGAAGUGGCCAUGGAAGGCCAAUUUUUAGUGAGACAAAUCUACGACGAUGAAAUUACAUACAACAUAAUUGGGGCAGCUGUAGAUAUAUUGAAUAUACCUGCAGAUGAUAUUCUUGAAUUAUUUGGAAAAACAUUCUUCGAAUUUUGUCAGGACUCUGGCUACGACAAGAUACUACAAGUACUCGGAGCCACUCCAAGAGAUUUUUUACAGAACCUGGAUGCCUUACAUGAUCACUUGGGUACAUUAUACCCCGGGAUGCGAGCUCCAUCAUUUCGAUGUACUGAAGAAAUCGAUGGUUCACUUAUUUUACAUUAUUACUCGGAACGACCUGGUCUAGAACACAUUGUAAUAGGAAUAGUUAAAGCGGUUGCCCUUAAACUGCAUGGAGUUGAUGUAGAUAUCAAAAUAAUCAAACGAAAGGGAGAUGCAAUGGUCGAGGACCCCACUGCUAUUUUAUUGCCUACAAAUUCGUUAACUAGUAGCUCCGAAUUGGAUAAUUCGUACAAGCCAACAAUAGACCAUAGUCAUAACACUGCUGCAAUUGAUAUAAUGGUAGCUGCAGUAGAGAAAUGUAGACCGAAUGGCAAUGGAAAUGUGUUGCAAUAUCAAACGAAUUGCCGAUGUUGUAUGAAUGCAUGUAGUACCAAUGCGAAUAAUCUGAUGAAAAGUAUUUCUACCGUUACAAUUAGCACUACGUGUAAAUGUCAAGAUCAACCACUAGCAGAUUGUCCGCAAUGCAGUAAUAGUCAAACGACGUUGAACGAUGUUGAAACAAAACUUUUCGGUAGAAAUCCACAUAUCUGUGAUAGCUCGAACGGCCAACAUAAACACCAAUGCUAUGAGUUGAUUCAAGAGAAGCCCGUCGAAAUUGAAGUGUCGGAUCAUAUACAAUUUUUAAUAACUGAAGUAUCAGCACCAGCAGCUCCAUCAAUACAGGAGAAAGAACCGCCAGAUGAUGUGGACGUACUUACUGAAGGGCCAUUGAUUUCAACAGCAACGUUUUGUAGGAUUUUUCCAUUUCAUAUAAUGUUCAACAGACAAAUGAACAUUGUGCAAGUUGGAAAAUCCGUUUCACGCGUCAUACCUCGUGUCAGUGAAAACAACUGCCCGUUGUUAGAAGUAUUAGAAGCGGUUCGACCACAUUUGCAGUUGAACUUCGAAAAUAUCUUAGCUCAUAUUAAUACGAUUUAUGUGCUGAAAACUAAACAGGGAGCAAUGGGCCUACAUGAACGGUAUUUACGAUUAAAGGGUCAAAUGCUGUAUAUAGCUGAGUCGGAUUUAAUAUUAUUUCAAUGCUAUCCCAGCGUUAUGAAUUUAGAUGAUCUGACGAAAAAAGGGCUGUACAUAUCGGAUGUACCAAUUCACGACGCUACCAGAGAUCUGGUUUUGUUAUCAGAAAAAUUCGAAGCGGAAUAUAAAUUAACCAGAAAUUUGGAGAUUCUAACCGAUAAGCUUCAACAAACUUACAGAGAAUUGGAAAGUGAAAAGCAGAAAACAGAUAGAUUAUUGUAUUCGGUACUACCGAAAACGGUGGCCAAUGAGCUUAGACAUCAAAGACCGGUCGCGCCAAAAAGGUACGAUUGCGUGACUUUAAUGUUUUCCGGCAUUGUUGGUUUUGGCCAAUAUUGUGCUGCAAAUACAGACGCCGAAGGGGCCAUGAAAAUUGUGAAAAUGCUUAAUGAAUUGUACACAGUAUUCGACGCGCUGACCGACUCGAAACGGAUACCGAACGUAUAUAAGGUGGAAACGGUUGGAGACAAAUACAUGGCUGUAUCCGGCAUACCAGAAGUUUGUGAUAAUCAUGCAAAGUGUAUAGCCCGACUGGCGCUGGAUAUGAUGGACAUGUGCAAAAACGUGAAUAUGGGACCAAAACCAGUUGAAAUUACAAUUGGUAUUCAUUCAGGAGAGGUUGUCACUGGCGUAAUAGGACAUCGAAUGCCGAGAUAUUGUCUCUUCGGAAAUACAGUUAACUUAACCAGUCGAACUGAAACGACAGGCGUUCCGGGGCGGAUAAAUGUCAGCGAAGAAUGUUACAAAAUUUUGGUCAAUGAAGUGAACAUGGAUUCAUCAUUCCAAUUGGACUAUCGUGGCCCCGUGGUAAUGAAAGGAAAGCCAGAACCGAUGAAGUGUUGGUUUCUGUCCAGAAGCAAGGGCGUCGCAGCAGCAAUUACACCAUCUUUUGAAGAAUAUCCGUCAAGCACUUUGACGUAAUAAUUUAACACAAAUGCAUGAUCGUACUUUUUUUUGUAGAAGACUAUAAAUAGGGUACAAUGUAAAAGUAGAAGGUAAGUUAAAUUACCUUAAGUUAUAGAAAAAAAAUCGUCUUUUUUUGGGAUCAUUGAAGUAAAUUUUACUUUUCUUAACAAAACAUAUAUUUUACGUAUAGAGAAAGCUAGUGACAAAACACAGUAGCACUACACCAAAUGCAUAACAUCAUACUGUGGUCUUUAUAAAAAUAUGUGUUAAGACUAAUGAAGUAAAAGAUUUUUUCGAUAGUUUUAUUGGUGACUGGUGGAAAGAACUUACUUUUAUAGUAAAUUCGUUUAAAUAUCGUCAAAAAAGAAUUCCUAUUCCAUAUUCCAUAUAAAAUUUUCACUCGUCCGAAGCAACAACGCGUCAAAAAUAUAGAAAAAAACUUUCUGAAUUAAUUUUUUUUUAAAUCAAGGAUCGAAGACUUUUUACGCAUCAAAAACUUUUCAUACGUCAAAAUUACGUAUUACAUCAAAUGUCGUUGGACAGACAAAAAAUUCAUGCUCUUUUCAUGUGUUCUUCUUAACUUUUGCUCAUAGCCUGUAUGCCAGAUCUGCAGAGUCGGUGUCAGUUAAUUAGCUCCGUUUUGAAUAGGCUUACGAGGUUAUCAAAAUCAAAUUUUUCAUGUUUCUUAUAAUUCGCUAACAUAGAACAUGUCCUGUUUUUUCAUUUAACUGUUCACUUGAAGUGGACAAAGUGGAAUUUUCGUGAAAUAAAAGAAAUUUCAGUUGAUAAUACUAAUUUUCAACUAAAUGUAGGUCAUUUUUUUUGCAAAAAAAAAUCAAUGUGACAAACCUCUCGUUCAAAAUCUACGUUGGCAACACAAAAAUUCCAGUCUGAGGAAUUCUUUCGAAAAACACCCUACCGAAAUCGGAUGUAUUUUCCAUUGGAAUUUUUCAUAAGUGCCUUGGCAUUGGACCCGAAAUCCUUUAUGCUUUAUGGCCUCACUUUUCUUAUGAAUCAAAAGAUACAAGAAAUUAACAUCUACAUAGAACCCAAAUUACGCUGCGUGCUGGACCAAAUAUGCACACGUGACCACGUGUACAAAAUUCUAUAUACGUUGCCGUUCGCAAUUUCAAUGAAGUUGAAGAUCUCAUGUUCCGUAAGAAAUAUAAAUUCAGUAAAUUGUCGUAAGCGAAGUUCUGCAAAAGUAAGUUUAGCCGCUAAGAGCUCCUACCUUUUUCAGUAGUUCCGGCUAAGCCAGAAAUUCUUUAGUAGACACAUUUUUGAUGGAGAUCAUCUGUUUUUAUACUGGAUAUAGUCACUUUAGGAUUUAUUUAAAAAACACGUCUUACAGCAUUCGUGAUUGAAUUAUCACUCGGAUCUAUUACAGUAUUGCGGGCAGUUGGUAGUAUUGGAAAAUAUUUUUUUUCUUGUGUGUUUUUUUAGUAUAACACUACUGCCAUUGUAAUCUUUUACUUAUUGUCGUUAGGCGAUUUGAACAUUUUUGUCUACCUUGAUAUUUUAUAGAUCCCUUUACUACAUGUAACGAAAAGUCAUGACUGUGCCAGAUUCGCCUCCUAGAGAUGAAUCUGGCAUAGAAUCAAUUUGAAUGGUGUGUCAGAUUUCAAUUAUCAUACGCUUUUUUCCAAAAAUUUCACAAUUCUACUGUGAUUGACUCGGUGACAGACUAACUACAUUAUCACGAAUAGAUUACAUUUGGUGUAAACCCAAAGUAAACACAAAAUUCGUACAAUUUCCCGUUUUGUAAUGGAGUUCGCAAAUACACGAAUUGCCAAAUAAUUGGAAUUUACGAAAAUUCGUGAGCUUUGGAUUCUGUCGAUGCAUCUAAUCGUAUAUUCGUCGUGUAUGUGAGACCAUUUUCCUUUGAUUUUAUCAUCGCAUCGUUAACAAAUAGAGUUACCUACACUCGGAGUUACUGUUCGAUAAAACUACACAGCUACGCUGCCGUGUUGCUCCAAUCGAAUUAGUAAUUAAAUUUGCAUUUUUGUAAGGUAAGUUUUGAAUUUUUCAUUCGUUUUGUUCGUCCUAGUCGUUUCACCAUAUAAGAGUCUUGACUAGAGGUGUGCACCGCCGAUUUUACGCCGGCGCGCCG
Bradysia coprophila is the source of this 5021-nucleotide messenger RNA. It is a transcript of the gene Gycbeta100B, whose product is annotated as guanylate cyclase soluble subunit beta-1-like. Gene Ontology annotation, molecular function: heme binding; guanylate cyclase activity. The record is from RefSeq and is a predicted model, not a curated record. Gene Ontology annotation, biological process: response to oxygen levels; cGMP biosynthetic process. Gene Ontology annotation, cellular component: guanylate cyclase complex, soluble. Lineage: Eukaryota; Metazoa; Arthropoda; Insecta; Diptera; Sciaridae.